Messenger RNA from Drosophila guanche, 410 nucleotides. RefSeq lists its product as uncharacterized. Lineage: Eukaryota; Metazoa; Arthropoda; Insecta; Diptera; Drosophilidae. Bases 58 to 318 code for a protein of 86 amino acids. The record is from RefSeq and is a predicted model, not a curated record. The transcript is spliced from 2 exons.
UUCAAUCAUUCAUUUGACCUUCAAUCGUGUCUGAUACCAAAAUUACAAGUGAGACAAAUGGCUAGCAGCAAACCAAAGGCAUCACUGCCGCAUUUGAAUGCCAGCAUGAGGCCGCACAUGUCCCGGCCCUGUCUGGUGCGCAGCUCUUCGCCCAAGCAGGAGACGGACAAGCGGAAUGGCCUCGAUGGGGACCCAUUCGAGGACUCCAUGGGUGCAGCGGUAACCAAGGGCGUUCGCUGGAAGCUCCCAUACGAUUCGCUGCAGGGCAACAGAGGCCGUAGCAACAAAGGUGCAACUGGCUCACGAACUACACCCUGAGGGCGAAGUUGUCGCCGCUACAGCCGCAUCCAGCGGAUACUGGAAUCAGACCAACUUCGUCGUGCCCAUGGACUAAAAUGUUGGGGAGGUGG